AUGAACAUUCACAGCACCGCCGCCAGCGCCACGACAACCGGCCCUCACCCCCACCAGAGCCCCACCUCUCGCACCACCGACGUCAAACCCAGCAAAAUAAAAAUACACGUGCACGUACACACACGCCCCACACGACCAGCCUUCCUUCAAGCCGGACGCGGUACUUCCGCGCGCCUCAUAAAGUGCUGCUCCAAGGCUUCAAGCCAGAACGGUCGUCGCGACAGGGAGAGGGAGGAGAAGAAGAAGGAAAGGAAACACGGGGUCCCCGGGGCCAAGGAGGUCAGAAAGCUGCUGGCACAACCUUAG
This is a messenger RNA of Volvox carteri f. nagariensis, 306 nucleotides long. RefSeq lists its product as uncharacterized. The coding region runs from base 1 to 306 and encodes 101 amino acids. The record is from RefSeq and is a predicted model, not a curated record. The transcript is spliced from 3 exons. NCBI's taxonomy places the organism in Eukaryota, Viridiplantae, Chlorophyta, Chlorophyceae, Chlamydomonadales, Volvocaceae.